Priceomyces carsonii is the source of this 1608-nucleotide messenger RNA. RefSeq lists its product as uncharacterized. Gene Ontology annotation, biological process: conjugation with cellular fusion. The transcript has a single exon. The record is from RefSeq and is a predicted model, not a curated record. Gene Ontology annotation, molecular function: protein-macromolecule adaptor activity; phosphatidylinositol binding; protein binding. Gene Ontology annotation, cellular component: mating projection tip; cytoplasm. Lineage: Eukaryota; Fungi; Ascomycota; Pichiomycetes; Serinales; Debaryomycetaceae. Bases 1 to 1608 code for a protein of 535 amino acids.
AUGUUUCGAACAGCAAAACCGGCCAAGACAUUGGUGAUUUCUGAGCCAAAGAAUGAGGAAGGAGUGACUUGCAAUCUACUUUCGAACAUCAUACUAGUUUCUAAGUAUACAUUCGAUGGGGAGGGCAAAAACGAACUUUCUGUCAAGAAGGGAGACAUUUUGAAGUUGUUAGACAGGCCAGGCAAUGGAUGGGUUCUCGUGAAAUUCAUUGACAAAAUGAUACCUCCUGGAUUGGUGCCAGCUUCUUACGUGGAUAUUGCAAUCAAUGACUCAACCAAUCCGAUUACCCUUAAUUGGUUGUAUGAAAACAAUAAUUCAAUAGAGUUGACUGACUUCGACCAUACGAACUAUCUAGAACUACAAAUUAAAAACUUAAUGAAGUUGAACGCCCCAAUUACUAUAAAUAAUCGUCCAUACCCUGUCUCCGCGUUGAUUUCAAACGUAUUAUCAUAUAAAGAGAGGUACUGGUACCGUGUUGAUGUCUCUUUAUCAAACCAAACAAAGGUGUAUUUGUGCCGCUACUAUCAAGAUUUUUAUAACUUACAUCUUUCUUUAUUGGAAACAUUGUCUAAACUUAAGGAUAAGGGAACCGACCUUAGAUUACCUAAAUUACCAGAACCUAUUCCUAGUAACAAGCCUGAUUCUUUGAAUACCAUUUUAUCGAGAAGAUGCUAUGAUUUGAACGUUUACAUUAAUAAUCUAAUUUCGAGUGAACAUUAUCAGUAUUCGAAAAUAUUAAUUGACUGGUUAGAACCAGAUUAUAAAGACUUGCCAGGUUUUAGGAUAAAUAAAUCAGAUGAUAUUAAUUUGAAGAAUGAAGAGAUCAGUGAUAGGGUAUUGCCAGGUUCUGAGGGAAUCGAAGAAGAGACGGAAACGGACCCUGAAGUACUGAAAGAUGACAGUGCCGAUUUAAGUGAAGAUAUAUUUGAGCGAGGUGCUGAAGAAGAUGAUGAAGAUGAUGAUGAUGAUACUGAUAAAUCUCAAAUUAAUAAAGAUUUGCCUCAACGUAGUAAAUCUAAGAAUAUUUAUAAUCAUUAUCAACAAAUUAAUAAUUUUGGAAGUUUUAAGAAGCUGGCAAAGCAACCGACCUUGAAAAGAAAGCUGCCUUCCUCAUUAAACCUGAGCCCUAGAAUGUCGAGCCCCGUUAGACAGGAUCAGACUCCUGCAAUACCCACUCCGAUCGCCUCCAUGGCUAGCUUUCCUCUGAAGCAUCAAGCGAGAUAUACUUCGGGGUCUUCAACGAACUCCGCAACUUUAAAAAGAAAUCCCUUGAUGGGAGAGACCUACACAUAUCAAGGAAUGAAAUCUCCACACUGUAGUUCUGGUGAUGAAUUCAGUCUUUCAAAGAAUAACUCAUUUAGGAGCAUGAACUUGGUUGAAUGCAAAAUCGCUUCGAUGCCCAAUAAAGAGAUAAUCACUGUGAGUUUGAACAAAGCACAUAUUACUUCAGCUGAAGUUUUCAAGAGACUUUUGGCUACUAAAGUGCUGUUCGAUAAACUUUACGUCAGACUACCGCAUCAGAAGAAUUUCGAGGAUAUUGAUCACUUUACCUCUGAUCUCGUGGAGUUCUUGAGAUACAAUAACAAGAUACUCUUGAAAACCUCGUAA